CUGCUGGACGCCAGUUCGGCCGCGCAGGCGCAGAGGGCAUCCUUGGGAUUGUGGGAGAUGUAGUUUUCUUGUCUCCCUAAGGAUCCGCUGGGCUGGGGGCGUGGCGUGGCGGCUCCUCUGGCCGGAAACAGUGGCUUUCUGGGCCGGGUGGGGCCUGAGCCGACGCGGAGUCGGGCUCUGUAAGACCGCCAGGGGGCGCUGGACGUAGGAACCGCCGGGCGGCGGCACCCGGGCUGAAGACCGGACCGGAAGUGCCUGCGCACCGCGGCGGAAUGCUCCGCUGAGCACCUGGGGCCGCCACCCGCAGACCAUGUUCCUGGCGCGUCUGGCAUCUCAGCUGCUCAGGGUCGCUCCCCGGGCAGGCCUCCGUGGGCCCGGGCCCGCCUCAGGAGUGCUGGGCAGCCAUGUCUGCAGGCCCCGCUACAGCACGCAACCAGCAGGCCCGAGUAGGGUUGCCAUCCUCCCAGGCAAGGGGGUCCAGCUGGAGCUCGAGGAGAUGCUGGUCCCCAGGAAGAUGUCCAUCAGUCCCCUGGAGAGCUGGCUGACCGCCCACUACCUCCUGCCCAGACUGGAUGCUGGGGUCCCAGGGACUGUGGCGCCUGCCCAGGCCUACGAGUGUCCGCCUAGCCAGGUGGGGGGAGGGGCUGAGCACGGGCGGGAGGAGGUCCAGGAUGCACCCCAGAUUCAGUGCAAAAACGUGCUGAAGAUCCGCCGGCGGAAGAUGAACCGUCAUAAAUACCGCAAGCUCGUCAAGAGGACCCGGUUCCUGCGGCGGAAGGUGCGGGAAGGACGCCUGAAACGGAAGCAGAUGAGGUUCGAGAGAGACCUGAAGCGCAUCUGGGUGAAGGCGGGCCUGAAGGAAGCCCCUCCAGGCUGGCAGACCCCCAAGAUCUACCUCAGGAGCAAGUGAGUGCCGAGCGCCUCGGCCCCGAUGCUGCUGCUGUUCUCGAGUAAUAAACGCUCACGGAGCCCCGCUGCUCCUGCUGCCUGCACCCC
Molecule: messenger RNA, 996 nt
Organism: Eptesicus fuscus (big brown bat)
Lineage: Eukaryota; Metazoa; Chordata; Mammalia; Chiroptera; Vespertilionidae
Gene: AURKAIP1
Product: aurora kinase A interacting protein 1
Exons: 4
Coding region: 311-910 (199 amino acids)
Biological process (GO): mRNA processing
Cellular component (GO): mitochondrion
Source: RefSeq, a predicted model, not a curated record